AUGGGAGAAGGGAGCUGGAUUCCAGUGAUCCGCCAGAGGAAGGGAGGUGGAGCGCACAGUUAUGGGAGGAUUAGUACUGGUUUGGUCAAUGUCUUCGUGGAUAAUGUACCGUUAUCAAUGGAUGCAAAAGCUUUGUACAAAAUUUUUAUGAAGUUUGGAGUUGUAAAGGAUGUGUUCAUUCCAUUCAAAAGAAGGAGGGCAACAAAUUCAUGGUUUGGUUUUGUUAGGUAUGAUUGUGAAGUUGCAGUGAAUAUAGCAGUUCAGAAAGCCAAUGGAUUAUGGAUUGAUAAUAGAAGAUUACAAGUGAAGAUUACGGCUUAUGAUAAAGGCAAAAAAGAGGAACAGACGAGGAGGCGAACUUAG
Molecule: messenger RNA, 363 nt
Organism: Camellia sinensis
Lineage: Eukaryota; Viridiplantae; Streptophyta; Magnoliopsida; Ericales; Theaceae
Source: RefSeq, a predicted model, not a curated record